AUGUCUUCUCAGAUCCUACUUGGAUCAAUCAGGGUCUCCACCAGUGUAUCGUCUCUGUCCCACAUUCGCUCCGCAGCGUUGUUAAGCAAGGCAUCUGAGGCCUCGCUUUCCACCUCCUUCCUUCCGUCGACUCGCAAAGCAUCGUUCUCUGCUGCCGGCUCUGCUGCGAGACUGCGCGUGAAGGGAGCAACUAGAUCGCGCGUGGUGGUGACCGCCAUGGCCGACAGCCAGGGGAAGCGAACUGUCCUUGUCACUGGCGCUGGCGGCAGAACAGGCCGGUUGGUGCUGGAGAAGCUUCAAAGCCGGCCGGAGUUUAACGCGAGAGGCAUGGUGCGGUCGGAUGCGAGCAAGGAGACGCUUGCACAGGCCGUGCCUGGCGCCGACAUCGUCGUUGCCGAUAUCGUCCGCCCCACGGACAAGGCCUUCGCCUCUGCGUUCGACGGCGCCGAAGCGGUCAUCAUUGUUACCAGCGCCGUGCCGAAAAUGAAACCUGGUUUUGACCCUUCUUCCGGUCAGCGGCCUGAGUUCUAUUUUGAAGAGGGAGGGGAACCUGAGAAGGUUGAUUGGCUCGGCCAGAAAGCACAGAUUGAUGCCGCUAGGCGGGCAGGAGUGAAGCAGGUGGUGAUAGUGGGGUCUGCAGGUGGUACCAACGAAAAGCACCCCCUUAACUCUUUGGGCAAUGGAAACAUACUGAUUUGGAAGCGCAAGGCAGAGCAGUAUCUUGUUGACUCAGGCAUUCCGUACACCAUAAUCAGAGCCGGUGGACUUUUGGAUAAGGAUGGUGGGAAGCGCGAACUGCUGGUGGGCAAGGAUGACGAGUUCCUCUCCAGCAACACUCGCACCGUGCCUCGUGCAGACGUUGCUGAAGUCUGCGUGCAGGCUCUUCUCUUCAAUGAGGCAAAGAGCAAGGCUCUUGAUCUUGUGUCACGUGAGGAGGGAGACGGAUCUGUCACCACUGACUUCAAAGCUCUUUUUGCACGAACAACGCCCGGGAUGUGA
Messenger RNA from Closterium sp. Naga37s-1, 999 nucleotides. The record is from the annotation of a GenBank genome assembly. NCBI's taxonomy places the organism in Eukaryota, Viridiplantae, Streptophyta, Zygnematophyceae, Desmidiales, Closteriaceae.